Messenger RNA from Colius striatus (speckled mousebird), 2116 nucleotides. It is a transcript of the gene PRKAB1, whose product is annotated as protein kinase AMP-activated non-catalytic subunit beta 1. The coding region runs from base 85 to 906 and encodes 273 amino acids. Gene Ontology annotation, cellular component: nucleus; nucleotide-activated protein kinase complex; cytoplasm. NCBI's taxonomy places the organism in Eukaryota, Metazoa, Chordata, Aves, Coliiformes, Coliidae. Gene Ontology annotation, biological process: signal transduction. Gene Ontology annotation, molecular function: protein kinase binding. The transcript is spliced from 8 exons. The record is from RefSeq and is a predicted model, not a curated record.
GCCCGGCGCGGGGCAGCGGGGCCGGGAGCGGGCGGUGAGUGCCCGGCGCGGGGCAGCGGGGCCGGGAGCGGGCGGUGCUUCGCCAUGGGGAACACGAGCAGCGAGCGGGCUGGGCUGGAGCGGCACGGGCACAAGGCUGCGCGGGGGGACAGCGCGGGGCCCGGCGGCGCUGCCAAGGACGGGGACAGGCCCAAGAUCCUGAUGGACAGCCCCGAGGAUGCAGACCUGUUCCAGCCAGAGGAAAUGAAGGCUCCACUGGAGAAAGAGGAAUUCCUGGCUUGGCAACAGGAUCUGGAAGUGAGUGAUAAAACCCCCACUCAAGCUCGACCAACAGUCUUUCGCUGGACUGGAGGAGGAAAAGAAGUUUAUUUAUCUGGGUCCUUCAACAACUGGAGUAAAAUUCCUCUGACAAGGAGUCACAAUAACUUUGUGGCAAUCCUGGACCUGCCAGAAGGAGAGCACCAGUACAAGUUCUUUGUGGACGGGCAGUGGACACACGAUCCUUCAGAGCCAGUAAUAACCAGCCAGCUGGGCACCAUCAACAACGUCAUCCAGGUGAAGAAAACGGACUUUGAAGUAUUUGAUGCGUUGAUGGUGGACUCACAAAAGUGUUCAGACGUGUCUGAGCUGUCCAGUUCACCCCCGGGACCGUAUCACCAGGAGCCCUACAUGUGUAAGGCAGAGGAGCGCUUUAAGUCACCGCCUAUCCUUCCCCCUCACCUCUUGCAGGUCAUCCUGAAUAAGGACACGGGCAUUUCUUGUGACCCCGCUCUGCUCCCGGAGCCCAACCACGUCAUGCUGAACCACCUCUACGCGCUGUCUAUCAAGGAUGGUGUGAUGGUGCUCAGUGCUACACAUCGCUACAAGAAGAAAUACGUGACAACUUUGCUGUACAAGCCAAUAUGAGCAGCAGUUUGUGACCAAUUCUUCUGGGCUGGUGCAGUCUUGGCAAGAACCCACUCCUAACCAAAUGUACUCCUGCUCUCUGCUGUAGCAAAUGGACUCUGAUUUCAUAGUGUUUCUGAGACUUCCAGGUUCUCCUAGAUUUGCCUUAUACUCUCCCAGUCCCACCUUGGAAGUUCUUGGAGCUGGCAGCUCCGUGGCAGCUAGACCAAUGGCAAAGGCAGCAGUGCCUGGUGUCAGCUCAGCUGAAACCCACCGAUGUAAUGAGGCCGAGAAGCAGAUUCAGGACCUUCAGCAGUGGGGCAGCCUGAGCAAUAAAGCCAGCCCAAAGGCUAGAAAGGGUCAGGAUUCUUGUGGAAUCUUAACUUGAGCUCAGCACUCAGCAAAAGCAAGCCCCUCACUGCCUUUGUAACUCAUCAACCACACAGUUAAUUCAGCAGCACGUUCCAAAUGUGUGUGGCUGGACUAAGUGUGACUAUUGAUGACCUUUUUGUAGGAGCCUCACGCUCAGCGACACGCUCACGGGGACUUUGCAGUAGCCUGGGGUGCACUGUUUCUGCUGGGAAUAGCUCUGUAGUUUUUCUCUUUGUGAGAACUGAAAUACAACUUUUCCCCUGUGGAAUUUCUGGUAAAGACAAUUGUUUUUAGUGGCUGGAUUUUCCUGCAAAUCAUAAAUGUGCCUGGCAGGAAUCUGCUUUGUGAAACCAGUUUCUCUUGCUGUCACUCGUAAGGACUUCCUUAAGCUGGGAUAGGCAGCUGUGAGGAACCUGAUGGCUUCAGCUGAGGGAUUAAUUCUUCAGUGACAGCCUGAAGGUGACAGUCACCUCCAUCCUUGUAGCCAAAGGUGGCAGUGGCUCAGCUCCCAGCUGCAGCGAGGCUGCAGGUGCCAGCCCUGGGGCUUGCACAGGCUCGGGAUGAGGGGGACCCCAGGCUGCUGCUCUCCUUCCUGACAGCCUGUUCCAUCCCAACACAGCAUGAAUGCUCAGCUCAGGGUCUGGGUGCCAGUGAGGAGUCUGAGGGGCUGAGGCUGCAGGGGCAGGGAGCUCUGCCAGCCUCAGCCCUGGUGCAAUAUCCUCAGCAGAGCUGGGUCUAGUGCAAUGGUUUUCUCUGAAAACUCUCUCUUCAUUCUGUGCUAUGUGUAGUGUUUGGUAGCCUGAAACAUGGACUUGCUUUUGGUUUUCAGCCUCUUUAAAAACAAAUAAACCAUUUUCAA